AUGGCCGGAGACAAGAGCCUUGCUGCGAUCUUGUGGCGGCGGCGCUUCGGGCUCCUGCUGCUGGCCACGGCGCUCUGCGGCGGGGGCUCGGCAGGCAAGAAUCCCAGCUGCCACGAAGUGAGGACGGCCUUUCAGAUCCGGCAGAUCGGCCCGCUCAAACUGGUGCCCGAUGUCCCCACCACCGAUUCCAAUUUGCAGAUCUGCCAGCACAGAGCACCAACAUGUUGCACUAAGAAGAUGGAAGAAAGCUAUCAAGCAGCUGUUCGAAGAGAGAGGAUGGAGAACAUCCAGACUCUAAAUUUUGAACUGAAAUAUAUGAUUGUUGGUCACAUCACAGCUUUUCAAGCGGCCUUUGAGUCAUUGCUUCGCUUGGCUGAAAACCACACAACUUCUCUGUUUGAGACUGUCUACAGGUCGCUGUCAAAGGAGGCAGUUGAACCUGUCAAAGAGCUCUUUACGGACAUCUCGCUCUACCUUUUGGGUGCUCAGACCACAGUGGAAAGUGCAUUUUCCCGGUUCUUUGAUAGCCUCUUCCCUUUGGUUUACAGCCGCCUAAUAAACCCCGGAAUUACAGAUUUGUCAGAAGAGUAUACAGAAUGCCUGAGACUAACGCGGCAAGAUAUCAACCCGUUUGGACGAUAUUCUAAAGAAGCUGUAACAGAGCUGGCAAAGUCUCUCUGGGCAAGCAGAAUGUUCAAUCAGGCUCUUGGGAUGGGCAUUGAAGUGCUGAAUGCCACUGAGCAUACCACUUUGACAAAGGAAUGUAGCCGAGCCCUAGUGAAGAUGCAAUAUUGCCCUCAUUGCCAAGGCCUCACACUCAUCAGACCUUGUGAAGGGUAUUGUCUAAAUGUAAUGAGGGGAUGCUUUGCUAGUGUAUCAGAACUGGAUACUCAGUGGAGAGAAUACAUUUAUACCCUGGAAUAUCUCAGUAAUGAAAUGGCUGGAUCUCAUGAUUUGGAACUGGCACUGGUGGGUGUUCGGUCCUCUGUCAAUGAGGCCAUUUUGUAUUCACAACUGAAUGGACCACAGCUGUCGGCCACUGUUGAUAAAGUAUGUGGACAUCCUGAAGAAAGAGAAAUGAAACCUUCCCCAGACAAUAUAGUGCAAGCAAAAGAAAUAUCUGAAACACAGCCUCUCACAAUGGCACACUCCUCUAUUCUAACCAAUAAAAGGAGUUCUCUGCCUCUGAAAGCUUCAAAGAAUGACAAAUCCAGAAGUUUGAAAAAAAUGUCCCGGGAGUUCAUCAACUACAUGAAACGAUCCAGAACUCUUUAUGCCUCUUUAACAGAACGACUCUGUGAUGGGGAUCUAGUGAUGAAAGACAGCUCAACUUGCUGGAAUGGAGAGGAUGUUGUAGAAAGUUAUACUAGCAGAGUGAUCACCAAUGGACUGAAAGCACAAAUUAAUAACCCAGAACUGAAAGUCAGAGCACUGGACCCACACAUCCGCACCUUAAUUGAUAAAUUACAGCAUUUUAAUCAGCUGGAAAGUGACAAGACAAAUCUAAAAUCUGAAAGAUGGGCGCCUCGGGAAAGUGGCAGUGGAGGUGGAAGGAGUGAAGAGAUGGAAUCUAGUGGAGACUGUGAUGAUGAGGAUGGAUGCCAAGGAUCGGGUGAAAAGAGCCGCACAACAGAUGAUCUCAGAGCCAAUUCAGGAGACAGGAAUGAAUCUAACUCAACGGUGAAAAAGGCAGACUCCACAGACAACAUUAUUGUAAAAUUGUCUCCUAAAGAGAACAGGGGCAAUCAAGUUAUGGACAAUCAAGUUUCAAUCACCUUGCUCUUCACUAUCACAGCCCUAGCAGUUUUGUGGCACUCUUUGUUAUAGCUACAUUGCAUUGUAUUAACUGUGCAGGAAUUUCUGCUCACUGUCAUUUUAUACCUACAGCCUUACCCAAGUGAAAACAAAGUUAAAUGGCUCAGUGGUGCACUCUAGUAUCAUGCGGUAUAUUAGUAGAUGUGCUAAACAUUAGUCUGGGACUGGCUAACGGAAAACAUCAGUGUGUUCACGAUGUCUGGGGAUGGUUCUUGAGAGCAUCUUAUCUAUUCAAGAUGCAAAAAGGAUGAAGAAUGGAACCCUGAGUAGAUUAAGUUAUUGUAACAGAUACAAUUAAGAAUGUUCAAGUUGUAAAUUAAUAUGUUGGAAUUUCCCCCUUUUUACUCAUUGGCUAAUGGACUGUUGUCUAUUUGUCUGAUAUUUCACAUGUGUUCCUUUGAAUAAUCUGUUUCCAGGAGCAGUUCAAUAGUAAGUUAUAUCUUUAGGGAUCAGCCACUAUAUGUUAAGUGAAGUACAGCACUAUUUACCAGUUGGAUAAAAUUCCUAAGUGGUACAAGAAGAUUGUAGCAUGUUUUAAAUCUCUUGGUUCCCCCCCCCCCUUUAAUGUUUAGAGCAUAGAAAGCAAUAUAACAAAACAUAUGCUGUGUCUAAUGUAUUGGUAUAGUUGCCUUAACUGUUUAGAAAAAAAAUGUAGAAACACUUUCUGAGUUAUUUUGAAACAUGAAAACAGGUUUCUUUGCCCAUGUAUUUCAUUACCAUAUGCUUAAGAUUAUGUGAAUGUCUGACAAAUGGGGGAGGGGAAUAGCAAAUGGAGUCUGUAUGGUAUAAGAAUGGAGAACCUCAUCCAGAGCCAUGGGAUGCACAUCUGAGGAGGGAAGUGAGUGGCUGGAGUUGGUCCCUCCGUCUCAUCACAAACAGAUGAUCAGAAUCAGCACACCAUCUAUUUUGUGGGGAAGUGCUCUCCACAGUCCAGCAAUACCCAGUUCCUCCGGCACAGUUCAGAUGAGGAUCUGUAUUUGGAUUGCUUUGACUGAACUGGGGCAAAAGUUUUUGUCUCCCAGAGAGUUAAUGGUUACUUCUCUAUUAAAGAGGGGUAUUGUUGCACUGUAAAUCUGUGAAUUACAGUGUGCCCUGUACACAGAGACUAUUUAAUUACAUGUAAUGUUUUAUUGUGCUAUGAUAGGAAAAAAUAAAUAUGAAAGAAACAUCAACUUAAAAUGGGGGGAUCCAUUAUUUGCGAUUUUCUCUUUCAUAAGUAUGUUCAUUUUCCCCAUCUUAUUUUGAGGGCUUUUUAAUUAAUAAAUAAAAUUAAUAAUUAAUAAAUAAAAUUGGCAUGUUUUACAGCAUGACAAGGAAUUGCAAUUUCAACAUUAGACGGGACAGGGCUAAUAUGUGUAUUUUUGACAACUGUUUUUACAAUGUCAUUGAAAAUCUAUACAAUACAAUCUGAGUAGAAUCAGCAGUGGUAACAGUCAUUAUGACUUUGAUUUAUAUUUACUAGCAAAGCAAAUCAUUCUGAGUAGAUAUUUUCAUGAAACAGAAUAUUACACUGUACAGUUUUAUAAGAUACAAUGUAAAUAUUUGCCUUUAACUCGUGUGUGUGUCGUGUAUGCAUAAAUACUAUUCUUUUAGUAAUUUGAUUCACAUAAAAGAUAUAUUAACCCUAA
Messenger RNA from Heteronotia binoei (common prickly gecko), 3443 nucleotides. Its product is annotated as glypican-5-like. Gene Ontology annotation, biological process: regulation of protein localization to membrane; cell migration; positive regulation of canonical Wnt signaling pathway. Bases 1 to 1827 code for a protein of 608 amino acids. The transcript has 9 exons. Gene Ontology annotation, cellular component: cell surface; extracellular region; plasma membrane. The record is from RefSeq and is a predicted model, not a curated record. Lineage: Eukaryota; Metazoa; Chordata; Lepidosauria; Squamata; Gekkonidae.